Coprinopsis cinerea okayama7#130 is the source of this 1272-nucleotide messenger RNA. RefSeq lists its product as hypothetical. Gene Ontology annotation, biological process: DNA-templated transcription; regulation of DNA-templated transcription. The transcript has 6 exons. NCBI's taxonomy places the organism in Eukaryota, Fungi, Basidiomycota, Agaricomycetes, Agaricales, Psathyrellaceae. The coding region runs from base 1 to 1272 and encodes 423 amino acids. The record is from RefSeq and is a predicted model, not a curated record. Gene Ontology annotation, molecular function: DNA binding; DNA-binding transcription factor activity, RNA polymerase II-specific; zinc ion binding.
AUGCCCCAGGCUCCAAGGAAGGAUGUCAGUGCGCAGAAGGCCCAGGAUAAAGAGUCCAAGCGUGCAAGAGGUGCCCUUUCCUGCGCCGAAUGCAGACGCUUGAAGCUCAAGUGCGACAAGACGGUGCCAUGUUCCAGCUGCAAACGACGAGGAUGUUCAGCUAUCUGUCCGAAUGGAAGCUUGAUCACUGGCCAGGGGACUAGGUUCGUUCUGGCGGACACGGAGAAGCUUCAUGCAAAGAUAUCACAAAUGAGUGACCGAAUUCGCCAGCUCGAGGACGCCCUCGCUGUAUCACAUCUCACAACAACAAAGGAAACACAUCCCCUAUUGACCCGCGAGCUCCUCAAAGUCAAAUCCAGUCUGGAGCUACAUUCAGCCGUCGAGGAAGACGAAAAGGAGCGUGUUACGACCAUCACAGAGAAAGACGAAGGAGAAGAGUCGCAGUAUAUUGAUGCCUUUGGGACACUAGCAAUUCGAGACGAUGGUGCAGCAACGUUCUACGGCCGUUCAGCAGGCUCAGAGCGCGAGCUUCCAGAACCAUCACCAACGGACACCCCUGGGGUCGAACCCGGAGCCUCCGAACGGUUCAUCCCUCCCGAACUCGCCUCCCUUGCUUCUAACUUCCCACUGGCUUCCUCCUUCUAUCGACCCGGGAUAGACUUGGACUACAUUAUCAACAACUACUUGCCGUCAUGGCAGGAUGCCCAACGCCUCUAUCAACUAUACCUCGAACAGGCACCUUGGUUCUUCGGUGCGGUCACCCGGCGACAACUUGACGAGGAAUUGCUGCCAAUGUGGUACAAAGAGGCGCCCAAACCAGCAAUGGCAGCAUCGCCAGUGGCUAUGGGUACAAGCGCUGUUUCCCCUGCGGCCAGCGAGGCCAGCGAGUCAUCCUCGCCCAAAGGGAAUGCUCAUGACCUUGCUCUCAUGUUCGUUAUCUUCUGCUUUGGGUCGCUGACAGACAUGGAAAUGCCACCAGCACCAAACAACCCUGAAGCCGAACAGUACUAUCAGCUGACGAAAGCCUGCUUAACAAUCGAACCAGUCCUGGAACGGCCACCUAGCGUCUCGACCGUCCAAACCCUCUCUCUAAUGGCGAUCUAUGAAGGACUUUGCAGUAAAGAAAAUAGCAUUGAGAGCACAUGGGCCCUAUUUGGGAUGGCCACGAAGCUUGCGCAGAGCGUGAGUUCUUGGUGGGGUUUUGCCAUGCAUCGUAUGCUGAUAUCAUCACGCCGAUUUCGUUAUUCCGUGUUUUUAGAUUGGUCUUCGUAA